ACUUCUAGAUAUAACAACCAUACAUCUUGAAUUCAGUUGCUGUGGUCUGGAAAACGAUGUUUGUGCCACAUUAAUUUAUUUUUUCUGCUGUGUUUCUUUUUUCCCAGUGUCCCAAUGUAAUAUCAGCUUGAAAAAGCAGAGGAGUCGAAGUAUCUUUAGCACCUUAUUCUGCUGCUUUCGUGACUACAAUGUCGAGCCACCAUCCACCAACAGCACCAGUGCUCUGCCUCCUUUGGUGGAGGAGAAUGGAGGACUUCAGAAGGGUGACCAGAUGCAGGUCAUGCCUAUACCAAGUGGAAUAUACUAUUUCCACGGGACUGAAGCAGUGCAGCAGUCGUUUCACUACAAGCCACCAGCUAAAUACCUCCUGCCAGAACUGACAGCAUCAGACUAUGGGAAGAAGUGUGUGGUCAUUGAUUUAGAUGAAACUUUAGUGCACAGUUCAUUUAAGCCAAUUAGCAAUGCUGAUUUCAUCGUUCCUGUUGAAAUAGACGGAACCAUACAUCAGGUUUAUGURUUGAAACGACCACACGUGGACGAGUUUCUUCAGAGGAUGGGAGAGCUCUUUGAAUGUGUACUCUUCACAGCCAGUCUAGCCAAGUAUGCAGACCCAGUAGCCGACUUACUGGAUCGCUGGGGUGUGUUCAGGGCAAGGCUCUUUAGAGAAUCCUGUGUUUUCCACCGAGGGAAUUACGUGAAGGAUCUGAGUCGACUGGGCCGUGAGCUGAGUAAAGUUAUUAUAGUAGAUAAUUCUCCUGCAUCUUACAUCUUCCAUCCUGAAAAUGCAGUGCCUGUGCAGUCCUGGUUUGAUGACAUGACAGACACAGAGCUGCUAGAUCUUAUUCCUUUCUUUGAAGGACUAAGCAAAGAGGAAGAAGUUUACAGUAUGCUUCAUAAACUCUGCAACAGGUAGCCCUUAACUCUGACUGACUCCUGCUCCUAGAUUGCAGUUGCUAGAGGCUGUCUCCAUCUCUUUCAGCUCUUUCAAAUGUAAGCUUUGGGGAGGUCACCCCUGUCAGAAGUGCUACUCUUGAUCUUCCUGUUACAUUGGACACGAAGGACAAUCAUGAGUGAUGCUAUUAAGCCUUCAGAAGCCUGACUCCUAAGGUCAUGUGUUCAGACUACUUUUUUAAAGGAAAAAAAAAAAAAAGCUAUUUUAAAUGGGACUCUUUUAAUUAAUUUCAUAAAUGGACAUCUUUUACUGGAUCAGCUUUUCUUAAAACAUGCCAAAAAAAGAAGCUUGUAUUUCAGCAGUUGAAUUUCUCUCCCUUUCUUCCCCUCCCACUAUGCAGACAAUUUUACCCCCCUGCUUAGAGCAGUUGACCUGACUCUGAAUUUUUUCUUACAGAAUGAAGUGCCUUUUUGAAUGUUAUUUUAAGAUAAAAAUUCAUUUUUGUAUAAGACGUAUUUCCAGACAUCUUUUAGUCUUGUAUUGUCUAAAUGCUUUAAAAGGAAAAAGGAAAAAAAUUUUAUAGAGCACUGUAAUAUAUAACAAAGGAAAAAGUUGAAACCAAGAUGCUGGGUUCCUGUCUCCACGAUGACAUUAAGUUGUGUUACACUUUGUCACGCUCGAAGGUUCAGGCGUUCGUGGGAGGGGUGAAUUGGGUUCAUUACGUGGUUGUUUCACUGAUGAUGAUGAUUUUGGGCACAGUUUAAAAACAUAUCUGCAGUUGUUUGAGCAUUUAGGGAGUGAUGGAGUUGAGAAAACAAGGUGGCUGAUAGACCUGAAGCACCUUUAACUCUAGACAGAUGAAGUUCUGCUGUCUCUGCUUACGCACAACUGCCAUGCCUCUUCUUUUUUGGAAAACCAUUAUCUUGGGAGAACGGCGAGGAGAUCUAUUUAUUAGUUUGAGAUUCUUUUCUUCAAACSACCCAUCUGGGUAAGCUGGAUCUGUAUUGAGCUGUUUGGAGUACUUUUUUCUUUUAAUUGCUGCUACUGUAUACUCACCAAAUGGAGUUGACCAUCGGCUGUUAUACUGUUUUUGCCACUGUGCCUGUGCUAUGAGACAUUUUCUGUAAGCUGCAAACUCGGGCAAUAAAUAAAAUGCAGGCUUCAUGACCCUMCCCCCAUGGAUUAAUCCAUUGGUAACUGAUGUACCAGAGAAUUCAGUUAAAGGUGACCUGUAAAGGAGAUUUUUUUUUUUCAAUUAGGAUGAAACCUUCUCCUUUCUUUGAUAUAUAAAAAUGCAGAAAGUAUUUUGCCUACACCUUUGAUUUGUAUUUCUUUUUCCCCAAGGUGUAAGGUGCAGAUUAGGAGCUGUAUCUUGUMGAAGGGCAGAAGUUACUAGGCUAAACUAAAGUCAGUCCUCUGGCUUUGGAGUUGACUUAGACUCAUCUCUGAAUCUGAGAACCUGCUUAACAUSUUCUGCAGUGCCAUAGGUACCCCUUCAGAUGAAUGAUUUUUGAAUAUUUCAUGCCUUUGAAGAACAAGGUACAGCUUUUUUUUUGCCUUUCCAGCGUCACCUUUCAGUUAUUGUCCACAGCAGAACUCUGCAAAUAUAAAAAAUGCAGCUGUGUUUGGCUGUCAUCAGAGAAGACUAAAUGGAGUAUUUGGUGCUUCUAAUUAGCCUCGUGCUAAAUUCUGAAUUGUAGACCCCCUUUGCCUUUUCUCUUUUUCUCAAAAAGCCCUGAUGGCUUGGGAAAGAAAAAAAAAAACCAACAAAUUUCUUUGCGAUGGACUUGGCUUGUGAUCCUUGUCUCCAAAACAUUGGUGAAGCAGCUUAACAAAUCCAUCAGAGAAGGGCAGGCCAGUCUACACAGGCAGCGAGUGGGUUGUCGUGGUGCAGUGUGAAGCUGAGCCCCCCUCGCAGUGCAGCUGUGCUCCAGCUGUGCUCCAGCUGUGGCUGGGCCCAGGGGUGCUGGAGGCAGUCCCGUCACACCCRUGAGUCUGUAACGGCAUCACCCUUUUGUUUCUUAACCAGCUGGCAUUACCUUAGUACUGUAUCAAUCUGUGCCACAACAAAAAGACAAACUCAUUGAGUUUAAUGUUUAAAAAUAUUAAAAAAAAAAGCCUUCUUUGUUUAAAAAUAUAAAGGAAAAAAACAACAGGAAAAAAAAAAAAAAGACGUAUGGAUUCUGGUUAGUCCAUUAACGUUUACUUUCAGUUUAAGAUUGUUUAAUUUUGUAUUUGACUCCAGAGUAAUGAAACUGUAAGCUGCCAAAAAAAAAAAAAAAAGUUGUUCUCUGAGCAGUAUUUUCARCUGUGCCUGUGGCUCCUGGGCCCCAGGUGCAGUUUGCAGGGAAGUAUUCAGGUUGUAGUUAGUCGUGCAGGUAUGAGAGGAAUGGCUGAGGAAAUUCAAAGACUUUUUCUCGUUAGCGUUAGACCAAACAGUCAGACAAUGAAUAACCCACUGAGACAGGGCCGGGUGACAGUUGGGACCUGUUGACGUGAGACAAAYCGUGUCACCAGUUUGCAUCUCUGAAAGCAGCGAUUUCAUGAACCAGUUGCCUUAAGUCUGUGAAUGAAUGUUGAUAUUAUUAUUAAAGUGUCUUGUAUUGUUUUGAAAUCCACAUAGAAUGGGCAACUGAACUUCUGCACCAGCCUCUGGAGGGACGGUUCUGAUGAUGUUCUGUACAACCAUACUUGUACUGUAUUAUUUUGGCUCUUAAAAUGCCCAAAUACAAAAMCCCCCAAACUUACUGUAAUUAAUACAGCAUUAAAAUGACACUUGGUGACAAUACAAAGACAGCAAACUUACCACAGCUUUGAUCUCUGUUAGUAUGAAGAGUAUUUUCUCUAAGUUCUGAUCGAAUCUAUUUUUUUAACCCACACAACUCCUAUGGAAAUAAAACUCAGAGUGCUCUGCAAUCAGGUUUGGACUCCCCUGGGUAUUCAGAUUUGGCCAAAGGGAUCAAACUGUCACGGUUGUUUAUUUUGACACUAUCAUCAUACUUGAAAUUUCAAAUGUUGAGUUUGCGUGGAUAUGCAUACGCUAUAUAUUUAGAGUUUCUAGAUUCUAACGAAGCAAUAGAGUUCUGUCCAUAAAGUCAGAAAACUAGUGGAAUGUUUGUAAAAUUUGCAAUACGGGUAUUUGAUUGUAUUUUAAAUACAAGAUUUAAAAAAAAAAAAAUCAAAUAGGAAAAGAAAAAAUAUUUGUUUCCUAAAUCUCUUGCAUAUUUUGAAGUGCAGUUAGUGCAUGCAGGUCACCAGGGCUGUUACAAACCCUGGGUUUCACUUCUAUUUCUGGAUAUUAUAGAAGUAUUAAAAAGCCUUUCCCAGUUGGUCAUUCUGAAGAGAUGCUGCCUGGCCUGAAGUUCUGUUGUCCUUUUUAUGUUGGGUUAAAAAACGGUUUUUUGCCUGUAUAGGUAUUUUUAAAUUAAGCUGUAAGGCAGAAUGCCUUAGACCCUUGAAAUCCAAGUGAAGUGUUAACAAUGGGAUUGCCAUUUGUAACCUUAGGGCUGUGCGCAGAAUCCUUGUUCACCACCAGGAAGCGUGGCAGGCUCGGGAUGGGAGAUGGUAGCAAAUGUACAAUAUUGCUGUGUUCAUUUAGGUAGCUUUGGAAGAAUUAUUUUGUCUCUUUGUUUUUGCCCUUUUGAUCUUUAUUAAAAACAGCAGAAGUUAUACAUUGGAAGAAACUCAACACCUGGAGACGUUUUGGUUGUCGGUGUACGCAGUCACUUUUCUUACAGCAUGAUUUUGAUUAGACUGGUUGGGGACAAUAAAGUAUCUAAAUGACCAUGGUGUGUGCUGAUGUUGCAGCUUUUGAAAUUUCAGUGAAAAAAAAAAGAAUCUGUAGCUCUGUGACUUCCGAAGGCGUAACCCUCUGUUGGACAGAUUGUUUUUAACCUAAUAAACCACAGUUUCGCACA
Messenger RNA from Malurus melanocephalus (red-backed fairy wren), 4809 nucleotides. It is a transcript of the gene CTDSPL, whose product is annotated as CTD small phosphatase like. The transcript has 8 exons. The record is from RefSeq and is a predicted model, not a curated record. Gene Ontology annotation, molecular function: RNA polymerase II CTD heptapeptide repeat phosphatase activity. The annotation marks the transcript as partial. NCBI's taxonomy places the organism in Eukaryota, Metazoa, Chordata, Aves, Passeriformes, Maluridae.